This is a messenger RNA of Bursaphelenchus xylophilus (pine wood nematode), 3718 nucleotides long. The record is from the annotation of a GenBank genome assembly. Lineage: Eukaryota; Metazoa; Nematoda; Chromadorea; Rhabditida; Aphelenchoididae.
AUGUCAUCGCCAACUCUCACCAGAUCCGUUGUUGUCAUUUUGGCAGUCGUUUUAUUGGUCACUGCAACUCCAGAAGACCCUACAAUGACAUUUGAAGCCCUUUACAAGUAAAUUCAGCCAUUUAUUUCCACUCUUCCGUUUAGAUAUGGCAAAAACGAAUACACGGCCGGGAAUUGGUACGAUUGCGUUGGAUUUAUGCGUCGCGCAAUCGAGGACUUCAAUUACUACAGAGACGACACGCUUUGGUGUCGGCAGAAGUGCGCAAUGGUCGUGGAGCCGACCGACGAAAAGCUGGAUUUGGCGCGCAUGUUCAACACCGCUCAAAUGGCAUUGUGUUUGUUGCGUUGCAGAGAGGAUAAAUUUACAGAGAGAAGACCGCCGUUGCAGAAUUAUCAAAUCUAUGAGGAGUUUUUGGAGAGAAAGCCUUAUCAUUACAUGCAACUGUGCUAUUACAGGGUAAGAGAUCACAAAUUGUAGGAGUGUUUUUAAUACUAGUCCGUUCGUAAUGUGUAUGGAGUGAUUUUUGGUGUUUGCACUGUGCAGAAAUGUUGGAAUGCGGCAGCCCGAAAAAGCCUAUUGCACUGUGCAAAAAAAAUUUUGUUUUCGCACAGUGCAUGUCUCAAAAAUCACUUCAGAGACUUUGCGAAUGGUCUAGUAUUAGGAAUAGAUCUUGAUGAAACUUAUGGCAAGCGACAAACGGUCAGAGAAAAAUUUUUUUACGCCAUAUAUUUGCCAGUUUCAUGCGGAAAUUUUUUUUUGGAGCGAUUGCCAUCUUCUGUAGAAGUAGAGAAGAAACUUUUCAUGAUAAAAUUCGCAAAAGAAGUGUUUCAUUUUUUCCAACAUGUGGCUUAAAAAUUUCGGUAGUUUCUGGAAAGCACGAGCUAGGAGUCUCGCAUAAGUCUGAGAAGAAGUUAUUCUAAAUUUGUGUCAAAUUUCAUCAAAAUCUAAGCAUCGCACUUGUGUCUUCCCCAUCUAUUUCUCUUUUAGCUGAAUGAGCUCGAAAACGCGGUCAAAGCCGCGUACACUUACUUGGUUGCACAUCCGGAAGACGAGGAUGCUCUGGAGAAUGUCAAGUUCUACAUGGACCAGCCCGGCUUCAACGAUGACAUGUUGGUGGACCCACUGCAACGACCUUAUGAGGUAAAAUCAAACUUUCAGAAGAUUAAAAUCAAUCUCUUUCCUCUAGAAAUUCUACAUUCUUGGCGUUGAAGCCUACACGAAUGGGCAGUGGUCGCAAUGCGUCGACAAUUUCAAGCAGGGCUAUCAGAACUUCCUCAAAGACGUCCGCGAUUGCCGUUCGUUGUGCGAGGAUCAGCUGGAUUGGAGCUCGUUGAGCGGCGACAAUCCGGAGAUGUCGGUGGUGAUCACCAGUAUUCACACGUCCGUCGUCCGUUGUCAGCAUCGGUGUCCGGAGCGGCUGAGCAUUGUGAAUGGGCAGCGGUUCAAAAAUUUCUUGGCGCUGUUUUUCGAACAUCUCCAUGUCUGCGAGUUCAAUUGUGAGUAGAGGCGCACAGUAAACGUCGUAUUUUUCAUUUUAGUGAAUCAAGGAAUCGCAUCUGCCCAAUCAGCCCAAACCGCACUGUUGUUGGACCCGACUAAUGUGCUGAUGCGAAGAAACAAGAUGUUUUACAUGGACAAGUAUGGGAAAGCGGAGAUUUUUGAGCCGUUGCCGGUAAGGAAUGUAUAAAAUAGCGGUGGGAAUUUAUUUGUUACCUUUUGGGGCACUUGCAGUGGACCUGAUCCAGUGGCAAAAAACGUGCCAUUUUGCAUCCGGGAACCCUCAAAAAUGCAGCAAAAUACCUCCCUCACCCAGUGAAAAAAAUCUGAUUUCAAAAGCGCGGCCGCUUUUUUGUGAGUGAGCCCUUCAAAACGAAAUUUUUAACUUGGAGAGGGAGGCAUUAUGCCACAUUUUUGAUGCUUCCCGCGUGCAAAAUGGUACGUUUUUUGCCACUGGAUCAGGCCCGUCACUGUAUAGAGAAAAAAAAACGGGGCCAAUACAACAAUUUGCAAUUUCAAGUGUGAUGUCAAGAUGAAUUCGUCUCGCGAAAAGCGUUGUAAUGAAACAUGAAAGGCAACUUUCAAAAAUAUAAAAAAAAUUUGGAAAAAUUUCUAUUUCAAGUCAAAAUUUCUUCGACUUCAAAGAGCGUUCUUUGAAGGUCUAAACUUCAAAGAACGCUCUUUUUGGCUAAGCCGAAUUAGGGCCCAGUCCCAUCUAAAAUGGGGGACUUGAUCCGGUUGCAAAAAACGGACCAUUUUGCAUCCGGGAAGUAUCAAAAAUGUGGCAAAAUACCUCCCUCUCCAAGUAUUUUUGGUAUUCUUGAUUCCAUUCAAACUCUUCUAACGUGUUGUUUUUUUAGGAGAUUGCUCAAUACCACAUCCGUCACCAACUCGAAGAGAGAUUCCUCGACUUUGUGGACAGUCGAUUCAAAUACGAGAAUGGAAUGGUAAUGAUUUCCGCAACCUCGUUAUACAACUUCACGAUGUGUAUCCUAAAGUCUGAAUCCUUUUUGCAGCUGACUCCGGAGAAUGUGAUGGAUCGAAAAGCGUUCGAUGCCAAUGUAGACAUUGAAGAUCAUUUCGAUUACAGCCGACUGGAAACGCCAUUGCUGAAUGACAGCGAGUGCAACGCGCUGGAGAAGGCGGCUCAUAUCCCGGCGGUAGGUGAUGACUUUAGUUGCAUUCUUCGGAUUGGUUGGAUCCGAAGAAUGCACCAACAGUGGUGGAUUUGAUUCAGUGCCAAAAAACGUACUAUUUUGCAUCCGGGAAGUAUCAAAAAAUGUGGCGAAAUACCUCCCACUCCAAUAAAAAAAAAACUCUAUUUUGAAGAGCGCGCCCUUUCAUUCACAAAAAAUAGCGGGCAUGCUUUUGAAGUCGGAAUCUUUUCACUUGAAGAGGGGGGUAUUUUGCUGCAUUUUUGAUACUUCCCGGAUACAAAAUAUUACGUUUUUGGCCGCUGGAUCAGGUCCACCGCUGUGGGUGAAAAGGACACAUAACUUUUUUUGAAAAUAGCACAUCGGCGAAGAGGGCACCUUGCUGAAAAAAUGAUAUGGUAAAAAGGAACAGAGGAGUUUUUUCUUUUGAUUUUUUUGGUUUGCCAAAAAAUGAUAUGGUGAGGGAGGACCAAAGCGGAUUGUGAACAUGGGUAAAAACAAUCCGUCCCCUUGGCAAUUAUUCUUUUUCGGUAGACUAAAAAAAAGUUCCGCAAAAAAAUUCCUUUGGUCCCCCCUUACCAUGUCAUUUUUUUGACAAACCAAAAAAAAAAUAAAAAAAAGUCCGCUUGUUCCCUCGUUGCCAUAUCAUUUUUUUGGGAAAGUCAAAAAAAUAAUUCUAUAAAAUCCGUCUUGAUUCCUCUUUGCCACGUCAUUUUUUUUGGCAAAUCAAAAGGAUUAUUCUUAAAAAAAUCUGCCUUGGUCCCCCCUAGCUAGGGGCCCUAGCCAUAUAAAUUUUUUGGCAAGUCAAAAUAACCGGCUUUAGCUUCUUGAAACUUCAUUUCCAGGUGGUUUCAUAUGCUCCAGCCUUGGCCAGCGAGCUGCUUGACCGGAUCUCCGAUACGUACGGGCAAGUGCCGACGCUGAAGAUGAUGGGAUGCACCAAGGAGCCGAUUGAGAGCGGCUGUACCAGACGCGCCUUUGUUGUUGGAUUGGAGAAGGAGCGUUGCGGUGCGUUGUUGUCUGAUACGUUUGAUGGCUGUGCUAUUGUUUUUUGUUUGGACGAUUAA